AUGCGCAUGUUCAGACCGCGGACGUCAGCGCAUGCUCAGAAACGAAGCCGCGCUGCUGCGAAAUGGAGGUCGUUGUGUCUCGGAUGGAGAGAGGAGGGUUCAGAUGCUGCAAUCUGCAGCAAGGUACCAAAUGCUGGAGGAGCUCAGCAGGUCGGGCAGCAUCUGUGGAGACUAAGGGUUGGCAGACAUAUCAGGUCACGAAGGGGAUCUUGCAGGCCACGUCAGCGUUGGAUCUCUGAAGCAGCCUCGGGCUGGGCGGCAGGGGUGCAGGCCUGGACGAUAUCGCGAUGGCGGGGGGACGACCUGGUGUUUGAACAAUUUAAACGUUGGCCCAGAUGGAUUGAAAAGUCGGAGUAUGGGACUGGAGACGGGGUUCAGGCCGACUCGGCAUUUACUGGAAAGGACGAAAUACCAUGGAGUUGGAGCUUAAGACCACGUGAGCUGUUCUUGUGGCUCCACAGAGGACUGUCUUGUCUCCCUUUCUCUUCACCAUUUACACCUCGGACUUCAACUACUGCACAGAGUCUUGUCAUCUUCAGAAGUUUUCUGCUGACUGCCAUAGUUGGAUGUAUCAGCAAGGGAGAUGAGGCUGAGUACAGGGCUACAGUAGGAAACUGUGUCACAUGGUGUGAGCAGAAUUAUCUGCAGCUUAAUGCGAAAAAGACUAAGGAGCUGGUGGUAGACCUGAGGAGAGCUAAGGUACCGGUGACCCCUGUUUCCAUCCAGGGGGUCAGUGUGGACGUGGUGGAGGAUUACAAAUACCUGGGAAUACCAAAUUGACAAUAAACUGGACUGGUCAAAGAACACUGAGGCUGUCUACAAGAAGGGUCAGAGCCGUCUCUAUUUCCUGAGGAGACUGAGGUCCUUUAACAUCUGUCGGACGAUGCUGAGAAUGUUCUACGAGUCUGUGGUGGCCAGUGCUAUCAUGUUUGCUGUUGUGUGCUGGGGCAGCAGGCUGAGGGUAGCAGACACCAACAGAAUAAACAAACUCAUUCGUAAAGCUAGUGAUGUUGUGGGGAUGGAACUGGACUCUCUCACGGUGGUGUCUGAAAAGAGGAUGCUGUCUAAGUUGCAUGCCAUCUUGGUCAAUGUCUCCCAUCCGCUACAUAAUGUACUGGGUGGGCACAGGAGUACAUUCAGCCAGAGACUCAUUCCACUGAGAUGCAGCACAGAACGUCAUAGGAAGUCAUUCCUGCUUGUGGCCAUCAAACUUUACAACUCCUCCCUUGGAGGGUCAGACACCCUGAGCCGAUAGGCUGGUCCUGGACUUAUUUCAUAAUUUACAUAUUACUAUUUAACUAUUUAUGCUUCUAUUACUAUUUGUUAUUUAUGGUGCAACUGUAACGAAAACCAAUUUCCCCCGGGAUCAAUAAAGUAUGACUAUGACUAUGACUAUUGUCCAAGACCUCUUGCAAUGGACAAAGGAGCCCAUGACAAUACAAACAGGAUUUGGCUACCCACCCAGCAAUGCAACUAGAUCAUAAGCACAAGAGUUUCUGCAAAAGCUGGAAAGCAAGUUCCUCCAGCAUUUUAUGUGUGUUGCAAUUAGAUCGGCCUUGGGCUGUCCCAGGUCUCAAUUCCUCUCCUGUGUUAGUUCCCCACAGGUUUCAAUCCCUCCAUCUUCCAAAGAUUUAUCUUCCCUACUAAAUACCCUAACCACCCAGAGAAUCCUAGAGAUUUGCCAUCCUCUGGACAAGCAGCACCUAUGCAACUCACUUCUAAGUGAGAGUCCCCUCAUCUUGUGACCAUAUCCCCUCAAGACUCUCUCAGCUGGGAAACAUCUCAACAUCUACCUCGUCCUGUAUAUCAGGGGUAGCUUUUUUACAGAGAACACACCAUCGAGGGCGGUCGUUGAGAGUAAUACAUGAGGGGCAUUUAAGAGUCUCUCGGAUAGUUACAUGGAUGAAAGAAAAAUUGAGGGCUUUGGGCUUUGUGGGAGGGAAAGGGUAGAUUGAUCGUGGAAUAGGUUAAGAGGUUUGGCACAAUAUCGUGGGCUGAAGGACCUGAGCUGUCUUUGGAUCUUGUCUUUCAAUAAGAUUAUCCGUAACUCUUCUGAAAAACAUGUCCAAAAAAGAUUUUUGUUUGCCUUUCAUGAUGGGACAGAUUGCUCAUCCCGGGAAUUAGUCUUGUGAAUUUUAUCUAGACUUCCUCCAAUGUUCAUUAGAGUUUUAAAAUCUGGGGACCAGCUCGGUGGACAGUGCCCCCUCGCACUGAGGAAUGGUGAGAUGGGCAGGCUCACUGUAUCCACUCCACUUGGUUAAUGAUGCCUGCCACGUCACCGUUCUGUCUUCACUUCCCUAAUGUAAUGUCCUGUACUCCAGUUCGUUCAUCCCUCAUGGGCGAGGGAACAUGUGGCAUUGACUGCUUCUCUCCCAUCAAUUCUCCACUGCUCCAUGCCUUGUAUCCUUUGGAUCCAAUCAACAUGGUCCUUGUCUUCUAAUUCACGUGCUUCAUCUUCCUGAAUGAAGCCGUUAAGGUCCAUGCCCAGAACAUCCACGCUUCCCUGUUACUUUGUCAAAGAAUUCAUAAUGGAAUUAAGGAGUUUUCCUUUAAAUCAGUCUGCUUUUGUCAUCUCAGCAGACUUUUGGUAGCCCUUUGUUACACUCCUAAGGCAGGUACAUGCACUCUUGGGUACUGCUUUGGGCAUAAUCUCACUACAGCCCUGUACAACUGUACUAAGGCCUCCUCACUGCCGUGGUUGAAAUCUCUUGCAAUAGAACACCAGAAAAUGGAAGCAGGAUUAAUCUUAGCUCGUUUAUCCCUGGAAUUAUCCUAGUGAAUCUCUUUGAGUGCAAGGCCUGUGCCAGAUUGAUUAAAAACAACUGUGCUUUUCAAACACAAGAGAUUCUGGAAAUCCAGAGCAAGCACACAAAAUGCUGGAGGAACUCAGCAGGUCAGGCAGCAUCCAUUGAGAGGAAUAAAGAGCUGACAUUUUGGGCCGAGACCUUUCAUCAGUUAAGACCCUGGUGAAGGGUCUCAGCCCGAAAUAUCAGCUGAUGAGUGUAGUUAACCCCUUUUGUUCAAGAGUCUGAUGGUUGAGGGGUAGUAACUGUUCUUGAAUCUGGCGGUGCGAGUCCUGAAGCUCCUGUACCUUCUACCUGAUGGCAGCAGCGAGAAAAGAGCAUGGCCUGGGUGGUGAGGAUCUUUGAUAAUGGAUGCUGCUUUCCUAUGACAGUGUUUCAUGUAGUUGUGCUCAAUUGUUUACCCAUAAUGUACUGGGCCAACCUUUUGUAGGAUUUGACGUUCCAGAGCAUUGGUGUUUCCAUAUGCGGUCAGUCAAUACACUCUCCACUACACAUCUAUAGAAGUUUGUCGAAGUUUUUGAUGUCAUGCCAACUCUUGUGACGCUGGAGGUUCACCGUCCGUGUGAGAUGGUGGGACUUCCGAGAGACUCUGAGACUUUUACUGUGCCAUGGUCUGUUCUUAUCAAAUUACGGUAUUGCUUUGCACUGUUGUAACUAUAUGUUAUAAUUAUGUGAUUUUUGUUAGUUUUUAAGUCGGUUUGUCAUGUGUUUUUGUGAUAUCAUUCUGGAAAAACAUAUUUUAUCAUUUCUAAAUGCAUU
Molecule: messenger RNA, 3563 nt
Organism: Mobula hypostoma (lesser devil ray)
Lineage: Eukaryota; Metazoa; Chordata; Chondrichthyes; Myliobatiformes; Myliobatidae
Exons: 4
Coding region: 1-780 (259 amino acids)
Source: RefSeq, a predicted model, not a curated record